Messenger RNA from Aphanomyces invadans, 486 nucleotides. RefSeq lists its product as hypothetical. Bases 1 to 486 code for a protein of 161 amino acids. The record is from RefSeq and is a predicted model, not a curated record. Gene Ontology annotation, biological process: translational termination. Gene Ontology annotation, cellular component: mitochondrion. The transcript has 2 exons. Lineage: Eukaryota; Oomycota; Saprolegniomycetes; Saprolegniales; Verrucalvaceae. Gene Ontology annotation, molecular function: translation release factor activity.
AUGUUGCUUCAUCGAGCUGUAAGCCGUGCCGUCGGUGGUCUGCGGGGAAUACGGCCACGCCCGGAGCUGGCCCGUACGCAAGACCUGACGAGCACUGACACCACACCAAGGCUAAUCCAUCCUCGAUUGAGCUCGUCGUGGAGCAAGGUCCUAGCUUCCAAAGUCGUGGAGAUCGACGAAAACGACCUCGAGGAGAAGUUUGUCAAAGGAGGAGGCAACGGCGGCCAAAAGAUCAACAAAGUUCGCAACUCCGUCUUCCUCAAGCACAUUCCCACGGGGCUCUUUGUACAGUGCCAGAAAACGCGCUCCCUUGACGACAAUCGCCGGGUCGCACGAAAGUUGCUGCAUACCAAGCUCGACGAUUUCGUCAAUGGCACCGCGAGCACGCGCAAUGCGAAGAUCCAACUUGCACAAAAGAAGAAGGCGAAGAAGAAAGCAAAGUCCAGGCAAAAGCACUUGAGUGCUGCGGCGAAACGUUUCUCGUGA